ACUGAGCAGAUGCAAAAUUAAGAGAUUCACGAAACCCUAGGAUAUCACGCAACCCAACGCCUGUAUCUUUGCAUUCUGUUAUGUUUUACAAGGACUUAAAGUCUCAUUUGUAAACUAGAAGUAAAAAUUCAGGCCAGGUGUAUCUUGAUGUGAAUCCUUUGAGGGCUUGCAUUUCAAGUUGUGAACAGAUAUAUCUGAGUGCUUUCUUUCUGUAAUGUUAAGAGUUUCUUUUUGCCAACUUGCAAAGGCAAGUGUUAGAAUCGCAGCAAGAGGAAUGGCUACUGCUGUACAAAAGGAAAAAACUUUUCAGUAUCAAGAAACUCUCCCAAGUCUACCUGUUCCCCCACUUGAACAAACAUGCCGCAAGUACCUGGAAUCAGUGAAACCUUUCCUUGCUGAUGAAGAAUAUCUGCAAACUGACUUUCUUGUAAAUGAGUUCAAGCAGGGAAUAGGGAAAGAUCUCCAAAAGAUAUUACUACAGAGAGGAAAAACUAAACGAAACUGGCUAAAGAAAUGGUGGGAAGAAGAGGCAUACUUAAGACCUCGCUAUCCAAUAGCACCACUUAUUAACAUAGGUGGACCAGUACUGGUACCAUCAGAUAUUUGGCCAGUAGGGGAAGGAUCUCAAGCCAAGAGAACAGCUCUGUUUGUGCAUGAGAUGCUAAAGAUUUGGCAGCKUAUCUACAAAGAAGAGUUGCCAGUUCAGAAGAUUAAAAAUAAAGAUCCUUUAUGUAUGGAUCAGCAUACAAAGUUUUUUGCAUUUUGCCGUGUUCCUGGAAAGGAAGUAGAUGAACUCAAGCCUCACUUCCAGACUGCUCCCUUGCCUUCACCACGCCACAUUGUUGUUCAGACAAGAGGCAGAAUAUUUCACUGCACUGUUUUAGAUGAAAAUUAUGAGCCUUAUACUGCACCAGAAAUUGAACGGAAUCUAAUUCAAAUUAUUGAAAUUGUCAACAAUAAACCCUAUGGGCCUGGGAUUGGCAGCUUGACUGGUGAUGACAGAAAUACUUGGUAUCAACUUAGAGAAAGAUUAAUAAAUCUUCAUGGUAAUAACAAGAAAUAUCUUACUGACAUUGAGACUUCUCUCUUCAACUUGGUUCUGGAUGAACGCGAUGUGAAAACAGAGCAUGAGGCUACUUUUCAAUCAUUAUGUGGGGACUGUAAAAAUCGUUGGUUUGACAAGGCUUUUUCACUUUUGUCUUUUCCAUCUGGCCUGUUUGGAACGAAUUGUGAUCAUUGUCCUUUUGAGGGAGUGAUAGAUAUCGAGAUUACUAAAAUGGCAGUAGAUGGUGUAAUAUCAAAAAAUGGAGAAUGGAAGGGAAGAACAAAUAUUAGUWAAACUGAAAAGCCAUAUGAACUGGAUUUCGUUGUAGACAGUGAGAUAACCAAAGGAGUUGAACAGGCCAUUGCGAAAUACGAAAAAUCGAUAAGUAACAUUGCUUUUCGCAAGUGUUCUUUCGAGGAAUAUGGCAAACAGAUUCCAAAAAGUUAUAAAGUACACCCAGAUGCAUUUUGCCAAGUGGUUAUUCAACUGGCAUAUUAUCGAAUUCAUAAAAAGCCAGCACCAACUUACGAAACAGCUCAAACGCGUCUUUUUUAUCAUGGAAGAACAGAUACGCAACGUUCCUGUACAAACGAAGCUGUAACAUUUUGCAAAGCAAUGCUCGACCCAAAUGAAAAUGACAACAUGAAGGCUCAGCUUUUCCUCCAAGCCUGCUCAAGACAUUCCGAGUUAAUGGUAGAAGCUGUCAACGGACAAGCAAUUGAUCGUCAUUUUCUUGGUCUUGGCAUUAUCGCUCGAGAUGAAGGGUAUCCAACACCACAGAUAUUUCUUGAUAAAGCAUGGACUAAAAGCGGUGGUGGAGGCAAUUACGUACUAUCCACGAGUUGUGUAGGAUUUAGUCACUAUUACGGGCUUACGGUUCCCAUGGUGACUGAUGGGUAUGGUGUCUUUUACAAUAUUCAAGAUUCCAGGUUCUGUGCAUUAAUAUCGGUUUGGAAGGAUUCAAAAGUGACAGACCUCGAUCGAUUUUACGAUGAGUUAAUAUCCAGUUUUCAAGACGUUCGUCGGAUAUUACUUUCCUCUAAACUUUGAAACUCACCCUAAGUAAACUUCAAGCAGUAUAUAGCUGUAUACACGGCUCCAGAAUUAUAGGAUCCAAAUCAUGAAGGAAAGACACAGCACGCACACAUUAGUUUUGAAUAUUUUACAAUUAAUGACCAAGUAUAUUUUUUAGUUGCUUUCGGUUUUAACAUAUGUUUUCCGAAAUGAGUCAAUAAUAUUCAAUGAUAUGUAUUUGCAUAUGAUAAAACUCAAAUGAUCUACAAUAAAUUUCAUCAAACUGAUUUUGA
Exaiptasia diaphana is the source of this 2352-nucleotide messenger RNA. RefSeq names its product peroxisomal carnitine O-octanoyltransferase. Gene Ontology annotation, cellular component: peroxisome. The transcript is spliced from 20 exons. Bases 215 to 2095 code for a protein of 626 amino acids. The record is from RefSeq and is a predicted model, not a curated record. NCBI's taxonomy places the organism in Eukaryota, Metazoa, Cnidaria, Anthozoa, Actiniaria, Aiptasiidae. Gene Ontology annotation, molecular function: carnitine O-octanoyltransferase activity.